UCUUGUGAAAAACGGCUCGAAAUUUCGACUUGGUAAACCAAGUCUAAAUCAACUUUUAUUUUUGACCCGGUUGCACAUAUUACUGACAGGCUCCGCACAGUAAUUAGUGUGGCACUGCACGAUAAUCGAUCAUUUCCUUCCAGCACCGUUCUGAGUCAGGUGCCGAACAGUAACCAGUUACUGGUACCCCCCCCCCCCACAGUGGGGUUCUAUUUUUUCCUGUGGAUAUUCCCAAAACAGCUGAGUUUAAAAUAAAUAAACGAAGACAAAAUUUCCUUUUACUGCGUAGGGCUGACAAAGAUAGAGUAGUGAGAAAAAAGUGGGAGAACCUCUGCAUGGGUCCGAGGGAAAACUCCCUUGGCUUAAGCCCGCAGUACUCUUGGAUGUAGAUCUAUGUUGUAGUUCAAGUUUUCACUUUUCAUUGAUUCAAUGCAUCGCAUCACUUUAUUCAAAUAUUCAAAAAAUUUAUAUUAAAUAUUGCUUACACAAAGUAUUAAUAAAUAAAUAUAUCAAGUGAAAUAACUACAGAACAAAAAAAAAUAAAAAUGACAGCUGCUAAAUUAAGUUCGCAUAAGUGCGAAUCGAAAUCUCCAUUGGUGAAGAUUAAAAAAUAUGGGAAGCGAUUAAUCGAUGCCAUUGAUUCCAUAAAAAUAUUUUCAAUCAUCCCCUUACUGACUACCUGUAUAAAAUUUUUAUUAUCACUCGCGAUGAUUCUAAUCCAACUAUUUAUGAUUUCCCCACCUGUGGGUGGUUUAUUCUUAGCAGCAGCAUCGGUAGGUUUUCUUAGCAUUAUCGGGACCUAUGGAACACUUUUGUUGAUUACUCCUCAGCCGAACGAUACACUCAGUUGUAUCGAUGGAGUUCAAAGCUUUCAUGGAGAAUUACAAGUGAGAGAAUUUACUGCCCUGUUGCUAGACAAGCUAAAAAUAAUGUGGAUAUUAUGGUCAAUUAUCGGAUACACCCUUCCCGAAUUAAUAUAUUCAAUGGUAUGUUUCAUACGAGCUAAAAAUAAGCCUUCGACUGGACAAUUUUUGUCAGUAAUAAUUCCAGAAACUUUCCAUACAAUUGGAAUUGCGUUGAUGAUCUUUGAAGUUUUGCCAAAACUAAAUUACAAUUAUUGCGUUUUGUUCGUAAUUUGGUGCGUGAUUGAAUGGGGAUUGCAUGCCGCGAUGUCGGCGUUUUGUGAAAUGAAAAGUACUAAAAUCAAGAGUUGGUUGAUCUUCGUCGACAUUGUGUGUCUGGGAAUUUUUAUUAAUUUCACGAUAUUCAAUCCGUUUGAUGGAAUCAAUCGUAAUAAUACCGACUGCUGGAUUGCUAUGCUGGCAUUGGCUCUACUCCAUUGCGGACUUUGGCAAGAUGAUUCAUAUUCUACAUUCAAUUUAACGGAUUAUCUCCCCCCUUUUAUUAACAGCCAUAGAAUAUUGGAACCCGUGAAAGAUUCAAUUUACGCGUGGGUAUCACUAUGGAAAAUAAUCGUUUUCUUUGCCAGUUCAUUUGCAAUAUUUGUAAUUAAUCAUGGCACCACAACACAUCUCUUCGAAAUGUUUGGACCUGCAUUAAGUCUUGAUAACACAACUGAGAUUAUUCCUCGUCAAGAAGUUGACUUCAAUGACCCUCAAUAUCGUAAUGAAUUAAACUUGAUCAUACGUUUACUUUUUCCAGUUAUGAUCCUGUCAUUCCAAUUAACUAUGGCUCUUUUUAUAAAUAAGAGAACUGAGAGUGUAAUAACGAGUAUUCUCGAUAGAUUCAUUUCUCCGUCAAUCAUGGGAUUAAGCAUUCCUCUUCUGAUCACUAUUGAAUUUAUAUUAUUUUCUGGAUACUUUCGCAGUGUCAACUACUAUUUGCUUUACCGUAUUCCCUUAGGCGAGCAGCUAACGAAUCUUUUCAGUGAUAUUCAUAUACCCGAUGUGGUCUCAAAAUUUAUUUCAAUCGAUUCUUUGUAUAACUGGGACGCUAAUUUACUAAGACUUUCAUUCUGCUGGAUUGUACUGCACUUUAUUGUGGUAGUAUACGGAGCUGACGUAAUUGAUUGCUACUAUAAAUAUUAUGACGAUGAAACCCUGGUAAUAGUUAAAGUUGAGGUGAUUCCAAAAAACGAAAAGGUUGAAGAAAAAGAAAAUUUAACUGCUGUUUAAGGAGAAUUUUCUUUAAUAAAUUCGAUAACUCGCUCAAAAACUAAUUACCUCAUCAAAUGUAAGUCAAUGUCAUCAAUUUUGUGUGUUUUUUAUAAAGUUUUUUACGAUGUAGAUUAUACUGUUGUAUUUAAUUGUUGUGUGAAUAAAAGA
Messenger RNA from Microplitis mediator, 2285 nucleotides. RefSeq lists its product as uncharacterized. Lineage: Eukaryota; Metazoa; Arthropoda; Insecta; Hymenoptera; Braconidae. The record is from RefSeq and is a predicted model, not a curated record. The coding region runs from base 546 to 2135 and encodes 529 amino acids. The transcript has 5 exons.